AUGCGUUUAGACGGCCGCCUCUCGUUCGACGAGUCCGAACUCGAGCACGCGGCCAAGGACUUCGGCAACCGCCACAACCACACGCCGCUCGCCGUCCUUCUCCCGAAAUCGGCCAUCGACAUUUCUCAGGUCGUUAAACACGUUUUCGAGAUGGGCCCCACAUCGGAGCUGACCGUUGCCGCCCGGGGAAGCGGCCACUCCUUCGAGGGGCAGUCGCAGGCAAAGAGGGGCAUUAUCGUCCGCAUGGACUCGCUAAUUACCGAGCCGCAUGGCGGCAUGGAAUUCUUUUGUGGGCCCGGAAAUUUAAAACCGUACGUUGACGUGUCGGCAGGCGAGCUCUGGAUAAAAAUACUGCACGAGGCUCUCGGUCGAGGGCUCGCGCCAAAAUCGUGGACCGAUUAUCUUCACCUCACGGUCGGGGGCACGCUUUCGUAUGCCGGGAUUAGCGGGCAGGCUUUUAGACACGGGCCGCAAAUCGAUAAUGUCUAUCGACUUCAAGUUGUCACAGGCAGAGGAGAAAUCGUGAAUUGUUCGGAAGAACAAAAUAGCGAUCUUUUCGAAGCUGUGCUCGGAGGGUUAGGACAAUUUGGUAUCAUAACACAGGCUAGAAUUGCACUUGAGCCAGCUCCAACUAUGGUUAAGUGGAUAAGAGCACUUUACUCGGAUUUUUCUGUGUUCACGACCGAUCAAGAACGGCUCAUAUCUUCUGAGAACUCUUUCGACUACAUUGAAGGCUUUGUCGCCAUAAAUAAAAUGAGCCUUUUGAAGAACUGGAAUUCGAAUUUCACUCCUAGAGAUCCUAUCCUUGCCGACCAGUUCGUGUCAGAUGGAAAGAUUCUGUUUUGCUUAGAGGAAAUCGAAAAUAUUUUGUCGGGACUUAGCUACAUUGAGUCCACACUCUUCGAGACGAAAGUCUCGUACGUCAAUUUUCUCGACCGAGUGCACAUUUCCGAAAUUACCCUCCGAGAGAAGGGCUUAUGGGAGGUACCUCACCCCUGGUUGAAUCUUUUUGUUCCCAAAAGCAGCAUUCGCGAAUUCGCGGAAAAAAUAUUCGGAAAUGUCGUUAAGGAGACGAGCAGUGGUCCUGUUCUAGUCUAUCCGGUCGAUAAAUCAAGGUGGAAAGUACAUCGAAAGUCGCUAAUCACGCCCGAUGAGGAUGUUUUCUACUUAGUCGCGUUUUUAUCUUCGGCAGAUAAAGAUCGUCUGGACAGCAUUUUAACUCGGAACGAAAAGAUUCUCGAUUACUGCAAGAAGUCGAAACUCGGGAUCAAACAGUAUCUGCCUUAUUACAGCACUACAGAGGAGUGGAAGGCGCAUUUCGGGUCACGAUGGGACCUUUUUUCGAGAAGGAAGUCGGAUUACGAUCCUCUGGGAAUCUUGGCUCCCGGGCAGAGGAUUUUCCAAAGUACUUGGAUGUGUCAUAAAAUGCUAAUAAAUACUGGAAUUGGGAAUUAUGUUAUGGAAGUGAUGAAAGUGUGUGUUGUGUGUUCACUGUCUUUGUGCACGACAUUUGCUUUUGAUAAAUUUACUGUGCGCUUCAUGAUAGUGGGCCCGCACUCAUUUUCCUCCAGUUUCUGUCAGAACCGGUUCUACCUGGUAUCAGAACCGGUUCAGUUUCUGUCAUGGUAUCAGAACCGGUUCUACCUGGUAUCAGAACCGGUUCUACCGUGCGAUGACGUACCCGUUUAUGGGAGCCUACUUCUAGUAGGAUUUGGGCACCCAGCUCCGUAUAUGGGCUUGGGCUUUCGAAGGGCACUCAUUUUCCUCCAGUUUCUGUCAUGGUAUCAGAACCGGUUCUACCGUUCGAUGACGUAUCCAUUUUUCCCCACGUACCCGUUUAUGGGAGCCUACUUCUAG
Messenger RNA from Striga asiatica, 1857 nucleotides. Lineage: Eukaryota; Viridiplantae; Streptophyta; Magnoliopsida; Lamiales; Orobanchaceae. The record is from the annotation of a GenBank genome assembly.